AUGUUCUCCGCCACUCGCCUCCACAUCUUCGUCUGCCUCGCACUCGGCAUCGCAGUUAGCGCCGCUCCCGCUGGCUCGGGAUCCAACGUCGACGCUCGCUCGCCGGACGUGUACGACCUGACUGGCGGCCUUGGCGCUCUUCUCUUCGGAUACCCUACGGGUUACGGCGGAGACAGUGACGAGGACGCCUACAUCCUCAAGCGCCAAAUCGAGAACCUCAAGGUUGGAUCUCGACUCGAUAUCAACAUGAGCGCCGCGCUCGGCCAAUGCCUCGGACUCGACAAUGCCGUCCCUCUCAACUCUAUACCGAAGCACGAUCUGUACGAUCUGACUGGUGGUGUCGGCGCGCUCCUCUUCGGCUAUCCCGAGGGAGAAGCAGGAGAGGGGGACGAAGACGCGUACAUCCUCAAGCGCCAGCUUCCCGCCACCGCCACCGCCGGCGUUGGCUCCCUCCUGGGCUCGAACAUGGGCAUUCAACACGCUGCGCCGCUCGCUGAGGCCGGCCUCAGUCUCGGUAGCACCAUCAACGCGGUGUCGACGCGCGACCUGUACGAUACGACGGGCGGUAUUGGCGCGCUACUCUUCGGGGCCGAGGGCUACGGCGGAGAGGCCGGCGAAGAUGAAUACAUCCUGAAGCGCGAUGCCUCUGAAGUCGAGGCGCGCUCUCCGGACCUCUACAACCUUACUGGUGGAAUCGACGCGUUGAUUUUUGGUGUUGAGGGCGAGGGACACGGUGGUGGUGGCGACGAGGACGCCUACAUUUUGUAG
Molecule: messenger RNA, 768 nt
Organism: Peniophora sp. CBMAI 1063
Lineage: Eukaryota; Fungi; Basidiomycota; Agaricomycetes; Russulales; Peniophoraceae
Source: the annotation of a GenBank genome assembly